Messenger RNA from Grosmannia clavigera kw1407, 876 nucleotides. Its product is annotated as aldo-keto reductase. The transcript is spliced from 4 exons. The coding region runs from base 1 to 876 and encodes 291 amino acids. The record is from RefSeq and is a predicted model, not a curated record. NCBI's taxonomy places the organism in Eukaryota, Fungi, Ascomycota, Sordariomycetes, Ophiostomatales, Ophiostomataceae. Gene Ontology annotation, molecular function: oxidoreductase activity.
AUGACAUCUCUUACCCUCCAGUCUUCUUUCAAGCUCAACAGCGGCUUUGAGAUCCCCCGCCUGGGCUACGGUUUGUGGCAGACGCCCAAGGACGUCGCUGAGGAUGUGAGCAGCAAGUCGUUCGAGUACGGCUACCGCCAUAUCGACUCUGCUUCUGUAUACGGAAACGAGGCGGGCUGCGGCGUCGCCAUUCGCAACUCCAAAUUGUCGCGAUCCGAUAUUUUCUUCACCUCCAAGGUGCCCCGCAGCGGCAUGAGCUAUACUGCGGCCAAAGCCCAGGUAGAAACGACGCUAAAGGAGACCGGCCUCGACUACAUCGACCUGAUGCUUCUGCACGCCCCAUACGGCGGCUCCGCCAACCGUAAGGGCGCCUGGAAGGCCCUAGUAGAGGCCGUAGAAGAGGGUAAGGUGCGGUCCAUCGGCGUGUCCAACUACGGCGUGCACCACCUAGACGAGCUUGAGAAGCACAUUGCCGAGCUCGAGGCUGAGCGCGGUGGCAAGGGCAAGGGCGGCUUGUUGAGCGUGGGCCAGUGGGAGAUCCACCCAUGGCUAGUCCGCAAGGAUAUUGUGGAAUGGAGCAAGAAGCGCAACGUGGCUGUGGAGGCAUAUUCUCCGCUGGUGCGAGGCGAGCGCUGGGGUGAGCCGGUGCUGAAGAAGCUGGCGGAGAAGUACGGCGUAUCAGAGGCGCAGAUCCUGGUGCGCUGGAGCCUGCAGAAGGGCCAGAUCCCACUACCUAAGAGCGUGACCGAGUCGCGCAUCCGUGACAACGCUGACGUCUAUGGCUUCUCUCUGACCGACGCUGAGGUAGACGAACUGGCGACGGACGAGUACAAGCCGGUGUGCUGGGACCCGACGGUGGCGCCCCUGGAAGAGUAA